AUGACAACGAUACAGCCGACAAUCGAGUAUGACGAGGAGCGCACGCGACCCGACGACCUGGCGCCGCCCGACGUCGACGCCAUCGUCGACAGCCGCAAGAGGUGGUACCGGAGGCUAUGGGAUGCGAGGUCCAUCGAGACUGUCACGACGUGCAUCUCCAUCUGUAUCAGCGCAGUUCAGGCGAACGGCGUCUACUGCUGGCCCACAUACGGUAUCCUAGGGGUGUACCUUUGCGCCGCGCCACUGGGGUCGCUGACGGACCACCUCGGUCCGCGGGUCGGCUCGCUGAUAUCCGCCCUUCUUUCCUCGGCAGGAUACUAUCUCUUCGCCGCCAUUCUGAAGGCGCCCUGGGCCGCCGAGUGGGACAACACGUAUCUGCUCCUGACGGCCUGCUACUUCUCCGUUGGCGCCGCCACGGUCGGCUCAUACUUUGCCGCUCUGACGACCGCCUCGCUCUCCUUCCCCGCGCACCCGACGCUGUCUCUCAGCGUCCCGCUGUCAUUUAUGGGUCUGUCCUCGCUCUUCCUCUCGAGCUUCUCCAACCUCUCCACCUUCGAGGACGACAACGGCGAGCUCAACGUCGUCAAGUACCUCACCUUCCUCGGCACGCUGUCGCUGUGCGUCAACCUGUUCAGCUCCGUGUUUAUGCGCAUCCUCCCGCCGAAGCAGGACGAGAUGGAUGACGCCCAGGGCUGGGAUAGCGACAGCGAGUACGAGGGCAACUACGGCGGCGACUCGCUCACGAUCGCGGACCUCGCGUCAUCGCUGCACCUCGAUGAGCGUGCGCCGCUCCUCAUCGGCGGCAUCGAGGCCGCGAGGAAGGACGUCGAGGCAGAGCAGCACGGGCGCGAUGUGCGCUGGACUGUCUGGAAGCUGGUGCACAACCCCGGCUUCUGGGCGUUCGGCAUGGUCAUCACCUUCUGCAUCGGUCCGAGCGAGAUGGUCAUCGCCUCCAUCGGCAACAUCCUCACCAGCCUCCUACCGCCGGACACGCUGCCAGUCGAGCUCUUCGAUGCGCUCAAGGCCGCGCCAACAGUGGUCACGUUUGCGCGCAGCGCAGCUGAGAACUCGGCUCUCGCGCUGCGCAACAAGCACGUCCUCAUUCUGUCGAUCUGUUCAACCGUCGCGCGCCUCGCAACCGGUUUCCUCGCCGACAUGCUUGCGCCUCCCGCUCCUGCGAUCGCACUCGCGACCGACCCCACAGAGGACGGCCCGGUCGCGAACAGGGCCAGGGGCUUCCACCUUCUGCGCACGUCCUUCAACGCCAUCUGCUGUGUCCUCCUCGGCCUUGUGUUCCUGUGGACCUCCGGGUUCCUGGACCGCGAGAGUCGGCUGUGGGUCCUCAGUGCCGGCGUCGGCGCCCUGUACGGCGCCAUCUUCACGCUCACCCCCGCGAUCGUGUCGGCGCACUUUGGCGCGACCUCCUUCGGCCUUACGUGGGGCAUGGUCUCGUACUUCCCCGCCCUCGGCAGUGUCCUCUUCUCGGUAAGCUCGGUCUCACAUGAUCUCAAGCUGACAGCAGUACCUGUACGCGUUCAACUCGGAGCGUGGCAGCAAGAUUGA
Molecule: messenger RNA, 1563 nt
Organism: Trichosporon asahii var. asahii CBS 2479
Lineage: Eukaryota; Fungi; Basidiomycota; Tremellomycetes; Trichosporonales; Trichosporonaceae
Product: transporter
Exons: 2
Coding region: 1-1563 (520 amino acids)
Cellular component (GO): membrane
Source: RefSeq, a predicted model, not a curated record